CGUCAUCAAUCCCGCCCCGCAAGAGCUUCAGUCCUCAACGACACGUUCUCUGUGUGUCCAGCCUGAUGGCCGUUUCAUGAACUGCUCGGUAAUCCGCCUCACCGCUUUAUGCUCCUAGCUGCCCAGCAACCAUGACUGGAGGCACAGGGCAGAAGUUUGAGGCGGCAGCGACCGUGAUCGCGGGAGUCGCGUCUAUCGCCGCGACCCUGCUCUCCAUGGUGGCGAUAUGGUUACAGACCAAGAACUAUCGGAAGCCACUGCUGCAGCGAUACGUCGUCCGCAUACUUCUCAUGGUCCCCAUAUACUCGGUCGCUUCCUGGACCAGCAUGGUCUCCCGCACAGCUGCGGAUAUUCUCGACCCUAUACGGGACAUUUACGAGGCCUUCACAAUCUACACCUUCUUCCAGUUGUUGAUCAACUACCUCAGCGGUGAACGGGCACUCAUCAUCAUGACACACGGUCGAGAACCGGUCCAUCACCUCUGGCCGCUUAACCAUGUUCUUCCCCGGGUCGACAUAUCGGAUCCUCACACUUUCCUCGCCGUGAAACGGGGUAUCUUGCAGUAUGCGUGGCUAAAACCAAUCCUGGCUGUUGCAGCGAUAGUCAUGAAGGCAACUGGGACAUACCAGGAGGGCUAUAUUGGGCUGAAGUCGGGUUACUUCUGGAGCGGAAUCGUCUACAACCUCAGCGUCACCGUCAGCCUCUACUCGUUGGGGCUAUUUUGGGUCUGCAUGCACAAUGAUCUGAAGCCCUUCCGGCCGGUGCCCAAGUUCCUAUGCGUCAAACUUAUCAUCUUUGCUUCCUACUGGCAGGGUUUCUUCCUGUCAAUCCUCGUCUGGCUGGGCGCUAUACCGGAUCAAGUAGAGGGCUAUACCCCCGACAAUCUCGCCGCAGCCAUCCAGGACUUUCUGAUUUGCAUCGAGAUGCCGGCAUUCGCUAUUGCUCAUUGGUAUGCCUUCUCGUGGCAUGAUUUCGCCGACAACAGGAUUGCUUCGGCAAGGAUGCCGGUAUGGUACGCGGCCAGGGACGCCUUCGGAAUCCGUGACCUCAUCCAGGACUCCAAGGAAACCUUCUCGGGCGACAAAUACGGGUACCGCAUCUUUGAUUCCGGAGACAAGAUCAUGGCUCAUGAAGCCUCUCGGUCACGGCUGGCUCGGAUAAAAGAAGGGAUGCGGUAUGAACGGGGAGGCAAGGGGAAGUAUUGGAUCCCGCGGCCAGACGAGAUCAAUCAAACAACACCACUCUUGGGCGCAAACGGCGGGCCGAGUAGGAGAAACGGCUCUCUAUCUCCACACACCAAUAGCCUCGACGAGCUCGUGCUCGACCCAGACGAGGAGCUUCUGUAUGAGAGAGCAAGAAAGCUCGAGUACGGGGAUUGGAAUUAUCCUGUCAUCACGGCAAGUGAACCGGCAAGUGCGCGUUAUAUGUCGCCUCAUCCCAGUCUUUAUCAGCACACGCCCACUGGCAGCUUCUACCAGCGCUCGUCGUCCAGUUCGGUGCCGACCCUCAACCCCGAUGCUCCUCUUGAAAGACGGAAAAAGGAGGCACCCGCAGGUCCCCAGGCAGGAGUCGGGGAUAAGAAGGGCAAGAAGAAAGCACUUGCAGAUGCUCAAAGUCCUAGCUCGACCCAUGAAUCGGGCAAGGAUCCGCUUGAAAUUGCCUAUGGCCCCACAAUCGGCACACAUCCGGACCUGACGAAGGACGAUUUCAAGGUCGACACAGACAGCGGACAGCACAAACCUCAACAAGACAAUACUACUUACGGCCGGCGAGGCGGACCGGUGCAAGAGCAUGAUGGCAAAACAGGGGAGGAAUCUGGCGAAGAAAGCGAUGUGGUGGGACAGAGCACAGAUGUGCAUUAUGGUCUUGAUGGCGAGGAGGCUGAGGAAUUCCAAAACGUGUGGGGAAGAUGAACCAUCCCGACAGUUGCCGGCUUCGCUGGCUGCAGGCCUGAGCGUUGGGUGAUGGCGCACCGUCUCUGAUACCCGCCUGAGACCCGGACGUGCUAUGGUUAUGUGUGCACAUCGGCUAGUGAAGCAUUGCGUUGGUGUUUGACAGAGGAAUCGCGGUUUUGACGGCAUAGAUUUGUAUAAAUGGACAUCUGGAGUCCAUUUCUUUCCGGGUGGCAACUCGGCACAAUGAGAGGAUCGCUAUUUUCAUUGCAGCGGCAAAUCUCCUCAAGGUCUCAAUCCCGAGUGUGUGUUGAUCUCAGCUUUCCAUCGUACUAUAAAGCAUGACUCGAGCAUGACUCGAUCGAGUCGAUUGCGUGUGUGCGUCACGCCGAGUGGACU
Messenger RNA from Chaetomium strumarium, 2291 nucleotides. RefSeq names its product organic solute transporter Ostalpha-domain-containing protein. Gene Ontology annotation, molecular function: transporter activity. Gene Ontology annotation, biological process: transport. The transcript has 6 exons. The record is from RefSeq and is a predicted model, not a curated record. The coding region runs from base 132 to 1913 and encodes 593 amino acids. NCBI's taxonomy places the organism in Eukaryota, Fungi, Ascomycota, Sordariomycetes, Sordariales, Chaetomiaceae. Gene Ontology annotation, cellular component: membrane.